This is a messenger RNA of Anastrepha obliqua, 1141 nucleotides long. RefSeq lists its product as uncharacterized. NCBI's taxonomy places the organism in Eukaryota, Metazoa, Arthropoda, Insecta, Diptera, Tephritidae. The record is from RefSeq and is a predicted model, not a curated record. The transcript has 5 exons. Bases 327 to 1058 code for a protein of 243 amino acids.
AAUUACAUUACGCCAAAUGUCAUUUAUAAUAUUUAAUUAGAUUUGUCUUUAAUGAAAAUAAAAGAAAAUAUAUUUUGGGGAAGCUUUAAGUUUGUUUUUCAAAUAAAAAUCCUGAAUUAAUGCAAUGGAGGAAUUUACAGGCGUGCAAUUACUUUUGAGGGCUCGGAAGUGCAACAACAAAGCCGUUUACAUACCAAUGUAAAAAGUACAAGUGCCAAAUACAUAUGUACAAGUAUAACGCUGCAUAGGUGGCGGUCGUACCAGGACCAGGCUUCGUUUAUGUGGUAAACCCGCCAGAAAUUCCACGUGUUGCCUUCGGCUCGGGCAUGGAGCGUGUAACGCUCGCUAUGUCUGGCCCGAGUUUAACGCCAUUUAUGCGCAAAAUGCAGGGCGAAGUACGUGACUUUCCUGGUCCUUUCGAAUAUUUUCACACGAAAGGUUUGGAAAUAAAAUAUCCAUCUACACUGGGCUAUUCAUCUUUUGCAAGCAAACUGCCACGCCUGCCGCCCACUAAUAUAUCACGUUUUCCGCCAAUUGGUGCUUACGACGUCGAACUGCGGAAAAAACCCAAACAAGCGGCGCGUCCAUUCAAUGUGGGAUCCAAGUAUGCUGACGAUAAGAAACUCCUGACGCCAAGCCCAGCUGAUUAUGCAUUUAGCAAACCGGCGACCAGUUUGAAGAUAUGCUCCGCUUUCGGUUGCAAGCGCAUUUUUUGGCCUGCAGUCGCCAUUAUUUGCACACCCAUAAAUACGGCCAAAUGCUCAAAGUGCAAUAGAACUCCCAUCGGUGAUUAUUUCCAUCAAUUCCAAUUGAAUUUGGAUAUGUGCCGACGUUGCAUGAAGAAACAGUUGCGCAUACUGAAACACUGUGCCACCGAUUUGUUCUAUCGUGCACGCAUGCGGCAGGAAUUAAAUCUGUACCAGCCGGUGAGAUAUUGCGGCUUCUUCCACGAUCAUCAGGGCACUACGGCAGCGAUUCAACAUAUGCCCACAUCAAUUCUGAAGUAUAAAAUAAAAACGGAAAAUUAUCUCUCUAAAUACAUAUAUAAAAAAAUAUAAGCGGCAAGGCAGUGGAAUUUUAAUUAGUCUUUUAUAAAUAUUUGGAAAACUCUGGAUUGUAAUAAAAGCAUUUGAAUGCAGAA